AUGGCCGGCGUCUGUCCGCCUGCAGUCGUGUCAAUGGUGAACUCCUUGCUUCAAAGCGACUUGCCCAUGCUGGAGAAGAUGCAGCAGCUGACGAAGACUCUGAAGGCGAACAAUCUUGCAUGGACGCAAGACAUAGCUCCUUCUGCCUGUUUGGUGCAUCCAUCGAACCGUGCGGGACAGAUGUUGUCUGUGGAAGAUGUUUGGAGCAAAGGAGUUCGCAUAGUUUCGCUGGGGGCGCAGAAAAACCUCCUCCAAGGCUCGGUAUGCAUUGAGGUUUCUCAUGACGUUGCCCGGAAAACUGAGCAAUUGGAUGCCAAUCGCCGCCUCGUAGCCUUGUCACACGGCCAGUUAGCGCCGGUCAGAGGAGACGAAAGAUUUCUCACACUAGGGACCAGCCACACGACGGCGUUUUUUAAAGCAGUCGAAGCGGGCUGCCAGAGUGGUGAUGCGAGUGUGCACAUCAAGCAACUGGAGGACGUCCUUUCCGGAUGGCCUUGGUUAGUGCUUUCCUCGUUGGUGGAGCAGGCCUGCCCAGGAGUGCCUCUGUUCUAUCAGCUGGCGAGCAAUGCAUCAGCUUCCGGUCAGAAGCAGAUCAGCGAAGUGGAAGCCUGCGGCCUCAUGGCGAUGCGAGUAAAGUCCGGAGCAAGCUUGGAAAGCGCUGUUGCCGAGCUGAAGCAAGCUGAUCCUGCUUGUCGUGGCAGCUUGGAUGCCAUCUGCCAUUACGUGUCCCGAUAUGGAGGCAAAUCUUUCGGGACUCUCAUGAUCGGGACAGAGGUUAUGAAGUUGAAGACGGCAGCAAUGCGGGAAACGCUGGACAGCUUCGAAAUCCUGGUGAAGGAUUCUUGGGAGUUGUGCAGCAGUGCCCAAGUGACGGGGGCAUCCUUGGAGCGAGUGUUCGGCAAGCUGUGUGUCCGAGCGACUUUGUUUGUCUUGGGCAAAGACGGUAAGGACAAGGGAGGCAUGGACAAGCACUUCGCUGAUCUGCCAGAGAUCGCAUGUGCUUUUGCCAGCGAACUGAAGAAAGGCAAGACGGAGACAUCCGUUUCCAAGGGGUCGCAGGCAGCAUCAUCCACAGGAAGCUCGUCGGUCACCAACGUUUUGGAGUGCAAGCCCGAAGAGGUGGCUCUCAUGCAGAAUUCCCACAUGCAGCUGGGGGGCAUGUACACGAAUGUCAAAGAGCACGGCAACAAGAUCUUUGUCUUCUUGAAGACGGAGAAGGUUUUCGUUCACUUCGGGCUCUUGGUCAAGUGGCGGAAGUUCAAGGGACAGCCUCCAGCUUUGUGCCCCCCGGCCAUGCAGGAGUUGAAGAUGGUGCAUGACAGCAGUGGUGUUUUGGAUGAGUACAACAAAGCCCAGAUGCAGCAGCUUCUGCUUGACAGUGCUUGGAUGAAGAAGGUUGAAGCCCACGAUCUGGCUUUCACUUCCUUCCCUGCCAUGGUGCAUGUUAUGAAGGCCUUCAAGAAGGUUGGCGACUUGGAGCUUUGGCCAUGGGGUACCGUGAGCAAAGUUCGUGCAGGCAAGCCUGUCCCAAAGCGGCUGCUUGCAAAGGGCUAUGGGUGCGAUUGGCUGAUCCAGCCUUUCAAAUCCUUGAACCAGGCGGACUUUACGAAAAUGCCGUCAGAGGAAGGCGAGGGAGUCCUCUGCCCUUUCUUCUGGGUCCGAGAGACCAAGGAUGCCGAAGCCGCCAACAUGAUGCUUCACGUCUUCAAGAAGAAUGGCAAUGCAUUCCCUACUCUGAGGAACAAGCGCCCCAUCGAGAUGUACGAAACUUUGCUCUACUGCGAAGAAGAGCAGCAGGAGGAAGCAAAGCCGAAGAAGAAGGCCAAGAAGGAGUGA
Symbiodinium necroappetens is the source of this 1836-nucleotide messenger RNA. Lineage: Eukaryota; Dinophyceae; Suessiales; Symbiodiniaceae. The record is from the annotation of a GenBank genome assembly.